AAAAUGUAGCCAAAGUUAAACAAUAUGGCUGUGUAUACGUUCGACGAAAAGUGUAACGUGGAAAUUUCAUUCGUUUUUAAAAGUUCGUCAUAGUUAUAUCUAUAUUGGAAAAGGUUUGAUAAAUUAUUUAAGAAUCAUGGCUACCAUCAGCAAAAGUAAUCUAUCUAGAGAGGAUAUAAGAUCUGCGGAUAAGGACGAAAAAGAAACCCUCUUGGAACAUGAUAGUGAGCCCGAUGAAGAUAUGAUAUUUAACAAUGAAAAAACUGCUUGACAUAUCAACUCUCAUCAGUGGAGGUUCAUUAAGAUCAUGAAAAUGUUGAAGACUUAAGAUAUGCCUUUUAUCCUCCCAUCAUGUCUGACAUAUGAUUUCAGCCGUCCCAGUACAUCAAAUGGAAUAAGCAGACCCGAUGGAAAAAUGGAUAGCAUCAGAAUCCAAAUUCAAGAGGUGACAGAUGUGAUGCGAGAUAACGUGAAGAAAGUCAUGGAACGUGGAGAGAGAUUAGAGGAUCUACAAGAUGCAAGCGAUCGGUUGUCUAUGGCUGGUAGUCAAUUUAGAGAAGCAGCAAAGAAAGCACAACGAAGGGCAUGGUUACAAAACGUGAAAUCACGGAUUAUUAUUGUCAGCGUUACAUUGACGAUCGUUCUCUUUAUCGUUGUUUUGGACAUCUUGGCGCUUUACCUGGUUCUCAGAUAGCAAACAUCCUAUAGAGUGGUAUUCUGUUCUUCAGAAAUGAAGUAUCCAUUAUUAUCAAGUAUACGUGACCUCAAUAUCUUCAACAACGAGAGAUCACAGUCGAUGUCACAAGCACAGACCUUGUCUUUGUACCUUUUUUCGCGGAAUUAUUUGUGCGUAAUUUAAUUAUAAGCUUGUGUAUAUAUAUAUAUAUAUAUAUAUAUAUAUACCUAUAUAUUUUAUAUAUUUGUUAAAUGGUAUAAAAUAUCUUCGUCGUUAAAAUAAAGUCAUAUUAUGAUAAAGAAUAGAAAAAAAUUUUCAAAUUUGUUAUAAUUGAAUCGUUACACAUUAUUUUCGUUAUAAAGAUGAAGAUAAAGAAAUUAUACUUUGAUUAAUAUCACUUCUUUUUAUAAAUAUCUUUGUCUUAACGAAAAAAUUUUUAAUAGAAACGAUAUUAUCUUAAUGUUAUCGCUUAAGAUAUGAUAGUGAAGAUAUAUAGAUAAAAAAAUUUUUCUUUCUUCUUUUUUCCUUUUAUUUUUUAAUAAUAAUAAUAAUUUUUCAUUGCAUUUAAAAUAAAUUUGUACCGAUUGCAUUUAAAAUAAAUUUAUAAUGAUUAUAAUAUUGGUCAAUGAUCUCUUUGUUCUUAUAACAAGAUGUAUAUAUAUUAAAAAAAAAGAAAAAG
Molecule: messenger RNA, 1355 nt
Organism: Vespa velutina
Lineage: Eukaryota; Metazoa; Arthropoda; Insecta; Hymenoptera; Vespidae
Product: synaptobrevin homolog 2-like
Exons: 6
Coding region: 332-694 (120 amino acids)
Biological process (GO): Golgi ribbon formation; vesicle-mediated transport
Cellular component (GO): membrane
Source: RefSeq, a predicted model, not a curated record